Neomonachus schauinslandi (Hawaiian monk seal) is the source of this 930-nucleotide messenger RNA. Its product is annotated as prostaglandin reductase 1-like. Gene Ontology annotation, cellular component: cytoplasm. Gene Ontology annotation, biological process: prostaglandin metabolic process. Gene Ontology annotation, molecular function: 2-alkenal reductase [NAD(P)H] activity; 15-oxoprostaglandin 13-reductase [NAD(P)+] activity. The record is from RefSeq and is a predicted model, not a curated record. Lineage: Eukaryota; Metazoa; Chordata; Mammalia; Carnivora; Phocidae.
AUGGUUCAUGCUAAGAGCUGGACCCUGAAGAAGCUCUUUGAAGGCAGCCCUACUCUUAGUAACUUUGAGUUAAAGACAGUUGAACUCCCACCCUUAAAAAAUGGAGAGGUCCUGCUGGAAGCUUUGUUCCUUACCGUGGAUCCUUAUAUGAGAGUGGCGGCGGCCAAAAGAUUGAAGGAGGGUGAUAUGAUGAUGGGGCAGCAAGUGGCCAGAGUUGUGGAAAGUAAAAACUCAGCCUUCCCAGCAGGAACUGUGGUAGUGGCUUUUUCAGGCUGGACGACACACUCUAUUUCUGAUGGGAAAGAUCUGGAAAAGCUACCCACAGAGUGGCCAGACACAGUACCGGUGUCUUUGGCUCUGGGAACAGUGGGCAUGACAGCCUACUUUGGCCUACUUGACAUCUGUGGUGUGAAGGAUGGAGAAACAGUGAUGGUUAAUGCAGCAGCAGGAGAAGUGGGCUCUGACGAAAAGGUUGCCUACCUCAAAAAGCUUGGAUAUGAUGUUGUUGCCUUUAACUACAAAACAGUAGAGUCUUUGGAAGAAACUUUGAAAAAAACCUCUACUGAUGGUUAUGAUUAUUACUUUGAUAAUGUAGGUGGAGAGUUUUCAAACAUUGUUAUCCCCCAGAUGAAGAAAUUUGGAAGAAUUGCUAUAUGUGGGGCCAUCUCUACAUAUAAUAGUACUUGCCCUCUUCCCCCAGGCCCACCCCCAGAAAAUACUAUCUAUCAGCAUCUCCUCAUGGAAGGGUUCAUCAUCACCCACUGGCAAGGAGAGGUCCGCCAGAAGGCUCUGAAAGACUUGCUGAAAUGGGUCGUAGAGGGUAAAAUCCAGUACCACGAAUACAUCACUCAAGGAUUUGAAAACAUGUCAGCUACAUUCAUGGGAAUGCUGAAAGGAGAUAAUUUGGGAAAAACAAUAGUGAAAGUAUGA